AUGACGGAUCUCUCGGUUAUAGGCGCCUAUUACUCACAAUUGAAGAAUAUGGAUGUUGAUAGGAUCGUGCACCAUUCGUCAUUGUUACUUUCGUCAAACUCACGACUCCACGACUAUGCGAGUGUUCGACCUGACGGCGAGAAGCGCCUUUCUUCGAGUUCCUCGGUGAAACUCUGGAGGUUGAAGGUACCGAAGGCCCAUCGCCACGUACCACUGUCACCCUUUCUAGAAUUUGUCAAACAAUACUUGACACAGAUUCUUUAUCUCUCGGAAGAAAGUCAGCUUCGUCAACGAUGCGCGGGAAGCUUGAUUACACCGACGACAUAUCAGUUGACUGAUCUCAUACAUUGUUUGAAUGUAACGACGUUGCAACCGGCUACCGAUCCUCGAUUGAAAAAUUCCGAAAUAUCUUCAAACAUGGAAGAACCAUCUAGUUCUUCAGCCAUGCGAUUAUCGGUUUCUUUCCUGGUCUGGAGCGAAGUUGUACAUGCGCAAGGGGCAAAACUUUGGCGAUUCUCCAACGAUUCCGGGGUCUCCUCUCACCAGAGUCGCAUAAAUAUGGUACUUGUACUCGUACUCUGA
Fomitiporia mediterranea MF3/22 is the source of this 582-nucleotide messenger RNA. RefSeq lists its product as uncharacterized. The coding region runs from base 1 to 582 and encodes 193 amino acids. The transcript is spliced from 2 exons. The record is from RefSeq and is a predicted model, not a curated record. Lineage: Eukaryota; Fungi; Basidiomycota; Agaricomycetes; Hymenochaetales; Hymenochaetaceae.